This is a messenger RNA of Trichogramma pretiosum, 500 nucleotides long. RefSeq names its product late histone H2B.L4-like. Gene Ontology annotation, molecular function: protein heterodimerization activity; DNA binding; structural constituent of chromatin. The record is from RefSeq and is a predicted model, not a curated record. The coding region runs from base 63 to 500 and encodes 145 amino acids. Lineage: Eukaryota; Metazoa; Arthropoda; Insecta; Hymenoptera; Trichogrammatidae. Gene Ontology annotation, cellular component: nucleosome. The transcript has 2 exons.
CAUAUUGAAAAAUUUCAUCCUCCAUGGUAGGAUAAAUUUUAUGAAUGUAGUCUCUGCACCACAUGGUCAUUGAGUUUCUGCUACACGAUUUCUCGAACACUUAUCAAAAAGAACACGUCGUAUUGACCGUUUUUGCGAUCGAAAUUUGUUGCGGCAAGGCGAUUAAAAAAAGCGUGCAAAGAGAUAUUAUUACUGAUGCGUCCAAGAAGAAGCGCAAGAAGUCGAUACGGUCGUACAAGACUCACAUUUACAAAGUACUGAAGCAGGUGCAUCCAGACGUCGGUCUCACCGCGCAAGCGAUGAGCAUCAUGGAUAGUUUCAUGAAUGACCUUUUCGAACGCAUCGCUUGCGAAGCAUCAAGUCUGACCGAUCUCGGCAAGAGGUCAACUUUGACAUCUCGCGAGGUUCAGACUGCUGUUCGGCUGCUGUUGCCAGGUGAACUCGCUAAACAUGCUGUCAGCGAAGGUACCAAAGCAGUCACCAAGUUUACUUCGGCUUAA